Chelonus insularis is the source of this 1077-nucleotide messenger RNA. Its product is annotated as odorant receptor 46a-like. Gene Ontology annotation, molecular function: odorant binding; olfactory receptor activity. Gene Ontology annotation, biological process: sensory perception of smell; detection of chemical stimulus involved in sensory perception of smell. The record is from RefSeq and is a predicted model, not a curated record. Bases 1 to 1077 code for a protein of 358 amino acids. The transcript has 4 exons. Lineage: Eukaryota; Metazoa; Arthropoda; Insecta; Hymenoptera; Braconidae. Gene Ontology annotation, cellular component: plasma membrane.
AUGUCAGUUCUACCUCACAAUCUAGCUUUGUUUAAAUUGAUUGGUCUAUGGAGACCAGUCGACUGGUCUUCAGGAUGGAAGUACUUGUGUUACAAUGUUUAUUCAUUGAUUGUGGUCAUUACUAUAUUCUCUAGUGUUUUUACCGAAAUUGUUAAACUCAUUAGCUCUUACGAAAACUUAGACACGUUUCUAACUUCUGCUACGGUGUUGAUAACAAUGGCUGCAGACUGUGUGAAGAUUACAAACAUGCUGAGCAAACGAGAAAAUAUUUUAAAAAUGAUUCAAACCCUUAUCAAUAAUCCUUGUUUACCACGGAACUCGGAAGAGAAAUUGAUCCAAAACAAGUAUGAUCGAAUCAUCAGAUUCAGAUCUUUGGCCAACAUCACACUAAUCGCAGCAACUGUGUUAUAUUUUACCAUCGAAUCAUUAUUUCGUGAUAUUCCUCAACAAAAAUUACCAUACAACGCUUGGUACCCAAUGAGUUUGUCCAUUUAUGCCAACUAUUUAUUGGCAUGGAUCCAUCAGAAUCUAGCUCACAUAUAUGGAGCACUAAUUACUGCUGAUUAUGAUACUUUUGUUCCGGCAUUUAUGCUACAGAGCUGUGCUAAAUUUGACAUCUUGAGCUAUCGCCUCAGUAAUAUAUGCUGUAAAAUUCAAAAUAAUCUUGAACAACCUGGAUGUAAUAACAAAAAAGAGUUUUGCAAAUACACCAACGAUACUUUCAGUUCUGUUAUAUUACUCCAAUUUUCAGUAAGCACUGGAGUUAUCUGUGUGACAGUUUAUUCUUUAUCUCAGACUGCAGUCAGCGAUCCUUUUUUCCCAAUGUUGAUUUCUUAUCUAGCAUGCAUGCUAGUGCAGCUUUUUCUUUAUUGCUAUGCUGGUACCGAAGUCACUCUUAAGAGUGCUGAUGUGGCUGAAGCUAUUUACUGUAACGUAGAUUGGUGGCUUACAAGUAUUGCUGUACAGAAAAAAUUAUUGUUCAUGAUGCUACGCAGCACCAAACUAGUGACAUAUACUUGUGGAAAAAUAUUUGAUCUAUCUAUCGAGUCAUACAAAAAUGUAAAUUAUAAUUUAUAA